Messenger RNA from Aaosphaeria arxii CBS 175.79, 1438 nucleotides. Its product is annotated as DNA repair protein rad18. The transcript is spliced from 2 exons. Gene Ontology annotation, molecular function: single-stranded DNA binding; ubiquitin protein ligase activity. Gene Ontology annotation, cellular component: Rad6-Rad18 complex; nucleus. The coding region runs from base 50 to 1438 and encodes 462 amino acids. The record is from RefSeq and is a predicted model, not a curated record. Lineage: Eukaryota; Fungi; Ascomycota; Dothideomycetes; Pleosporales. Gene Ontology annotation, biological process: DNA damage tolerance; protein monoubiquitination.
AGCAUCGCAGCAGAGGUCAGCGACGUCGAAACCGCCCGCCGCGCCCACGAUGGACCCGUCAUUCACCCUUCCAGACUCCACCGACUGGAUAAGCACGUCGCUCCCCGCCUUCGAGCCGCUCGAAGCUGCCUUGCGCUGUGAGGUCUGCAAAGAAUUCUACGAGAAUCCCGUCAUUACAUCAUGCUCGCAUACUUUCUGCUCGCUGUGCAUACGGCGGUGCAUCACUAGCGACGGAAAGUGCCCUACGUGUCGGGCGGCGAACCAGGCGGACAAAUUGGUGCCGAAUAAUGCGCUGCGCGAAGUCGUGCAGAGAUUCCAGGAUGCUCGUCCGAAGGCAUUGGAGCUGGCACGAAUAGACACACCCAGCAGUACUGCUGUCAAUGACCCGGGGAAGAAGAGGAAACUGGAUGAUACCGAUAUCGAAGAGCCGGAAAAUGUCAGGCAGACACGGUCGCGGCAAGCCAGGAGCAAAACCAAGCCACAGUAUGGUUUCGCAGAUGCACCUAUCGAGGUUCCGGAUAGCGAAGAUGAGGAAGAGUAUAUACCAGACGGAAUGGUCAAGUGUCCGGUUUGCGGGAAGCCUAUGAAGGAGGCGUUGGUCUUUUCGCAUUUGGAUACCUGCACUGGGUCAGAGGAGCCUGCGGGAGCACGGAGCACGCGAUCAAGAAACAAUACUGCGUUCCAUAAAGUUCAGAGACCACAAAGGGAUCCCUCGCCUGCUCCGACCCGAUUACCAGGCCUAAACUACGCUAUGAUGAACGAGAAGAACCUAAAGAAAAAGUUUCAAGAGUUAGGGAUACCUACAUGGGGGAACAAAACGCUUCUGAUCAAAAGGCACACAGAGUGGUUACACCUGUGGAAUUCUAAUUGUGAUGCCUCGGAAAAUCGAAGAAAAUCAAAACGGGACCUACUCAAAGAGUUGGACACAUGGGAGAGGACUCAAGGCGGGCAUGCGCAUGUGAAAGAGUCUGAGUUUAUGAAGAAGGAUUUCGAUGGUUUCGGCCAUGCGAACACGCACAAAAACCAGUUUGACGAUCUGAUUCGAAAUGCAAGGCGUAAGGCAAAGGCACCAAAGGCUGCGGACGAGCAAAACGAUGCGGAAGGCGAUAGUACGACACAGGCUAUUAGCUCUCCAAUACCGCCACCCCCAGAUGCUUUGCCUAGCCAUGGAACGCAAUCCAGCGUUGACCCACUUCGCCCAUACGAGGACAAUGAGGCUGCACUUGCUAGCAUCCGAGCGGAAGUUGAAACGGCAAAUCGCCCACAGGAACAACAGUUACCAUACGUCAAUGGUGAACACGGAGGGACGAGCGAGCAGGCACACCUGUCAGAGGUGGGAAUACGUAAUCCCUUCGGAUCGCCCACAAGAAAGCUUCCCAUGUUCGAAGUACCAAAGAGUCCCGUUGUCGAUGUUGAACAUUCGACAAAUUCCUGCUGA